AUGGAGCCCGAGGCAGCCUUCGGAGGAGCCCGGAGGAGCCUGGACGAGGCGCCCAGCAAAAACCUGGAUGGGUUGCUGAGCUUGCCUCCCUUCCCGGCCGGCGGCCCUUGCAGGAACGCGGCUCUCGCCGGGGCGGGCGGCGCGUCCAGCCCCCCAGCGCACGGCCCCUCCGGUUACGCGCCCUUGGAUGCGCCCCUGCCUCCCUUCGGAUCAGGGGAGCCUUCUUUGGCCAAACAAUGCAUCCCGUGUCCGGCCGUCUCACAGACGCCCUCAGCCAGCAGCACUUCGCCCUUCCCUUACGGCUGUUUAAGCGGCGGCUGCUAUUCGUACCGAGUGGCCCGCAGCGCCCUUAAGCCGUGUCCAGCCCCGCCCCAGGCCGCCUACACAGCUGAGAAGUACUUGGAGGUUUGUGGGGCUGCAGCCAGCGCCCCCGCCGCCCCAGAGGAUUAUACGACUCGCCCGGCUGAGUUCGCAUUCUACCCGGGCUACGCUGGACCUUACCAGUCCAUGACCAGCUACCUGGACGUUUCUGUGGUUCAGACUCUCGGAGGACCUCCGGGAGACCCCAGGCACGAAACUCUCCUGCCCGUCGAUCCUUACCACGACUCCUGGGCCUUGGCCGGGGGCUGGAACAACCAAGUGUUUUGCCCCAAGGAGCCCAACCCUCCAGGGCCCUUUUGGAAAACUGCCUUUACAGAAGCUGUAAGUCAAUCGCCCCCCGAGGGCUGUACCUUCCGACGCGGCCGCAAGAAGCGAAUCCCGUACAGCAAAGGGCAGUUGAAAGAGCUGGAGAAGGAAUAUUCCAGCAGCAAGUUCAUCACCAAGGACAAGAGGAGGAGGAUUUCCGCCGCCACUAAUCUUACCGAGAGACAGAUCACCAUCUGGUUUCAGAACCGGAGGGUGAAGGAGAAGAAAGUGGUGGCCAAGGUCAAAGGCGCCAGCGGCAGUAGUGGAGGCGGUGACGACGCCUCUUGA
Pseudonaja textilis is the source of this 975-nucleotide messenger RNA. RefSeq names its product homeobox B13 (gene HOXB13). Lineage: Eukaryota; Metazoa; Chordata; Lepidosauria; Squamata; Elapidae. The record is from RefSeq and is a predicted model, not a curated record. Gene Ontology annotation, molecular function: DNA-binding transcription factor activity, RNA polymerase II-specific; DNA binding. Gene Ontology annotation, biological process: regulation of DNA-templated transcription.